Messenger RNA from Acanthochromis polyacanthus (spiny chromis), 1407 nucleotides. It is a transcript of the gene csf3a, whose product is annotated as colony stimulating factor 3 (granulocyte) a. Gene Ontology annotation, biological process: neutrophil differentiation; macrophage differentiation; immune response. The transcript is spliced from 4 exons. The coding region runs from base 175 to 768 and encodes 197 amino acids. Gene Ontology annotation, molecular function: cytokine activity. NCBI's taxonomy places the organism in Eukaryota, Metazoa, Chordata, Actinopteri, Pomacentridae. Gene Ontology annotation, cellular component: extracellular region. The record is from RefSeq and is a predicted model, not a curated record.
CCUGAGGGGGGGCAUGUCCAGCUCUGCAGCACAGAGGAGCUGCUGAGGACAGAAGCCAGGCUUUUGUUCUGCCUCCUCUGCCUCCCCUCACGCACACUGCGCUGGAUGUAUAAAAGGGGUCUGUUCUGAUUUCCACCCCUCCACUCUCUUGCAGUUUUCGCCAUUCCCUGCUUCAUGGCCACCUUCGCCCGCAGCGCGCCUCUGCCGAACAGCGGCACACUUGUUGAGGAUCCGAAAUUUCAGGACACUGUGGAGAAAAGCCGCAGUUUGACACGGAAGAUCCUGCUCGCCAUUCCCGACACGCACAAAUCGUGCAUUCACACAGAGGCUCUAAAACUGAAUUCUUCAGAGAAUGGACAGUUGGACACGAUGGCGUCCACCAUCGGCCUCCCCUCUGCUCCUGUGCUCAGAGUCGUGUCAGAAAACUCCACUUUGGAGGACAGUUUGAAGGGGAUGUAUGAAGGUCUGCAGCUGCACCAGGCCUUACUGAGCGCUGUCUCUUCACGGCUGGGGAACAAAGAUAAAGUGAACGACCUGAUAGCGGACAUCAGAGAUCUCGCCGUUCAGAUCAAUAAGAUGCUAAAGAUGGCCCAAGCAGAAGCGGUGGUGCAGUCCAGCCCCACUCCUGUGGCCUUACGUCUGCCGGGAGACUAUGAAGUUCAGGUGGCGACACAUCUGACCCUGGUUCAGCUCCAGGCCUUUGGGCAGGACGUGAUCCGCUGCUUGAGGCCUCUGGAUCGCAGCAAUGAAGAUCAACCCGAAAGCUGACCACACUCUUGAGCUUUAUAUCUGUAGCUUAACUUGCCAUGUUUUGUUAUUGUUAUUUAUUGAUCUGUAUAAAAAGAUUAUUUAUUUUUUAUUUAUAUUUUUAUUUAUGGAAUUGCAAUAUGCAAUAUUUAUUUAGGCAGUUUAUUUUUGAUAACAAGACUUGUCUUGUGUCCGGUGGAGGCAGAUGGUUGCUUUCACUGAGCCUGGUUCUGUCGGAUGUUUAUAUUUCCUCGCCGUUAAAGGCUUUUUUGUUGCCGUUUUUUGGGUUCCUUCCCACCGUUGAUGACUGCUUGCUUAUCGGGAAGCCAAAGGCAGCUUCUGGAUUGUUGGGCUCUCUGUUUGUUUAAAAUGUGUAAGGUCGUCACUUCACUAUGUGAAGUGCUAUGAGAUGACGUGUUUGCAUUAGAUAAAUGAAACUAACUUGAAUUGAACUGAACACCUGCUGACUAGCAACAACGUUUAGCAAAACAGAAAGAUCUAUCUGUAUGACAUUUAUGAACUGUUAACACUCAUUUAGGGCAUUGGGGGCACAUUAAGGACUAAUGGAUUAGUGUCAUUAUUUUUGUAUGAAUCUUAUGUCAAAACCUGCUGUACAUGCUUUCAUUUUUGUGAUAUUUAAAUAAAAGAAAAAUAACUAUC